AUGACCUCACAAGUCACAUACUUACAGGCAAGAAAGUCGCAGCCUGUGAUCGGUCCCUCAUGGGCCAGAAGCUUCUGCCCCGACUCCGAAACUUCUGCGGGUUCCCCCGCCAAGAGCUUCAUUGAGCGGCAUGGCGACACCUGCGAGCAGUUGCCACAUCUACGCGACGGUAAGUCAACCUACCCAAACAUGAAGGCAUGGCACAGCAUCGCCACGAUCCUCCAAGUUCUGCUUCUCAACGAUUCUUACCUCCCAGGCGCCCUUGUCCUCGCCCACUCGCUGCGUGACGCCGGCACCACCCAGAAGCUUGCUGUCUUCAUUACCCUCGACUCCGUGUCGGCCGAAGCCAUAGCGCUGCUCAAGACAGUUUUCGACCAUGUCUUUCCAGUUCCACGAAUACGCAACGAGCAGCCGGCGAAUUUGUACCUCAUGAAUCGUGCCGAUCUGCACUCUGCCUUCACCAAGAUUAACCUAUGGAAGCAAACUCAAUUUACUAAAAUCGUCUACAUCGAUGCCGAUAUCGUUGCCUACCGCGCUCCCGACGAGCUCUUCCACAUUCCCCAUGCCUUCUCUGCCGCGCCUGACAUAGGGUGGCCGGAUAUCUUCAACACGGGCGUAAUGGUCAUAACUCCCAACAUGGGCGACUACUAUGCCAUGCUGGCAAUGGCUGAAAGAAAUAUAUCCUUUGAUGGAGCCGACCAGGGCCUCCUGAACAUGCACUUCGGCCGCGGAUUCAACCGCUUGCCGUUCACCUACAACGUCACUCCCUCUGCCCACUAUCAGUAUGUUCCCGCAUAUCGUCACUUUCAGUCUAGCAUCAGCAUGGUUCAUUUCAUCGGCUCCAGCAAGCCAUGGCUGUCAGACCGCAACGCAUCGCACGGUGCCACACUUUACGACGAGAUGGUUGGUCGAUGGUGGGCAGUGUACGAUCGUCACUAUCGAUUUCUCGAAGCUUCAUCGCAGCAGCCGCAGACUUCUCCAGUCGAUUUCUUGUCAUCUUUCAUUAGAAGAGCCUUCCAGUCCGGGGCCAUUGUAACUAAGGAAAGCCAUAAUGGAAUUAUCAUAAACGGCCAUGAUUCUGCCGCAGCAAAGGAUGAGACCAGUUCGCAUCAGGCUCCUGAGUCCUCCAAAUCCGAUGGUACAGCGCAUCCUUGGAACCACUGGCCACACGAUUUUUCUGCUUAUACUUUGUACGCACUUGCAGGCAUUGAAAUCGAGGCACAAUCAUCACCGUCUACCGGUGACAGAUGUUCUGCCGAGGUGGAGAAUGUUCAGGAACCGAUGUUCACGCCUAGUUGGGAUGCUCAGAGAGUCUGGACGGAUAGGCAAUCGCCCCCUCCAGGGUCCAAACCAGAGGCGGCCAACUUUCCUGCAACCCACUACGAGAUGUCGACUGACACAGAACCAUUCAUACCUCCUGCACGCUACCCUAGCCCUCCACGAAACAUGUGGUACGAGGUUCCCAAAGAGGCUGCACUGUUACCGACCAAGCAACCACGUCAGAUAUUCCCAUGGGAAGUGGACCGGCCCAAACCAUCAAGAGCCUUCGCGAACGAGAGGCCAGUAGUAGUUCCAAUAGAGCAGGAAUCGUCAAGCAAUCUUGCCGGCCCAUCCCAAUCCCAGGAAGACGAGCAGCUAUCUCCCAUGUCCACUGAUAUGGCAGCGUCCUUCAACUAUGGGAACUCAUUCCCACGGGUCAACGCCUGGGACGAUGUGCCAGAGAUUGAUCGCUAUGUCGAAAGGUUUCGGCGGCAUCAUCGUGUGGGCAGUCAGCAGGCUGUAGGUGGCUUUUCCGGUCCACUGAGUCCUAUAGCCGCCGACUUGGCAAGCAAGAAGCUCCCCAGCACAAAGGUAACCGACUUUCCUAGCGCCGAGGAACGGCCCAGUCUGCCAGUCACCCCAGCACCCAUUCAGCCAGCAUUAUGGACCCAGGGUGUGACGGGAGAUCACGAUAAUAGAGGAAACAUACCUCUUCCAGAGGCUGAGGGUGUUCCGGUACAGACAGCAUGGGACCCAGCCGAACAACUCCAAAAGCUUGCAAUGCAGCAGUCCGAAGCUCUGCUACGCAGACUAGGCGGCGAUGAAAGUCAAAGGAAUCGCGAGAUUCCCUCACGGCCACUACCCUUCGGGUCCGACCCGAUCACGUCUCCUACACAUGUUGUGUGGGCUGCACCGCCGGCCGUCUUGAGUCCACAGCCCGUAUCAUCAGUCAAGAACCUGGUCCAGAAUAUGAACAAGGCUGACGAGUUUGUCAUCGUGGGGGCAGAGGCCACCUUGAGUGGAGCUAGGUUGAAAAGACGAGGAAGUCCGGCGCCUACUUCAGAGGACGCCAAAGCAUAA
Messenger RNA from Drechmeria coniospora, 2340 nucleotides. Its product is annotated as glycogenin. Gene Ontology annotation, molecular function: glycosyltransferase activity. Bases 1 to 2340 code for a protein of 779 amino acids. The transcript is spliced from 8 exons. Gene Ontology annotation, cellular component: cytoplasm. Lineage: Eukaryota; Fungi; Ascomycota; Sordariomycetes; Hypocreales; Ophiocordycipitaceae. The record is from RefSeq and is a predicted model, not a curated record.